Messenger RNA from Benincasa hispida (wax gourd), 924 nucleotides. Its product is annotated as ESCRT-related protein CHMP1B. The record is from RefSeq and is a predicted model, not a curated record. NCBI's taxonomy places the organism in Eukaryota, Viridiplantae, Streptophyta, Magnoliopsida, Cucurbitales, Cucurbitaceae. Gene Ontology annotation, biological process: vacuolar transport.
CGCCACGAAGUCAAACGAUUCUUCAUAGAAAUUUCAUCGUUCAUCAGAAGAUAUCAAAUUCCCAAAAUCAAUUCUUCUCCAGCCCUAGCGUCUUUCAUCGGUUCCUUCAUCAAAUUCCACCGCAUUUUGGGCAUCUUCCGAUCAUGGGGAAUACCGAGAAAUUGUUGAAUCAAAUAAUGGAAUUGAAGUUCACUUCGAAGUCGCUGCAGCGCCAAGCCAGAAAAUGCGAGAAGGAAGAGAAAUCCGAGAAGCUCAAGAUCAAGAAGGCUAUGGAGAAGGGCAACGUUGAUGGAGCUCGAAUUUACGCGGAGAACGCGAUCCGUAAACGAACAGAACAGAUGAACUAUCUCCGUCUUUCUUCGAGGCUCGAUGCUGUUGUGGCUCGGCUCGACACACAAGCCAAGAUGACCACGAUUAACAAGUCCAUGGCAUCGAUCGUCAAGUCCUUGGAAUCUUCUUUGGCUACUGGGAAUUUGCAGAAGAUGUCCGAGACUAUGGACCAGUUUGAGAAGCAGUUUGUGAAUAUGGAGGUCCAGGCAGAGUUCAUGGAAAAUGCAAUGGCUGGAUCGACGUCGCUCUCGACUCCGGAAGGAGAAGUCAACAUCUUGAUGCAGCAGGUCGCGGAUGAUUACGGUCUGGAAGUCUCCGUCGGGCUACCGCAGCCGGCGUCACAUGCAGUGCCAACCAAGGAAACCGAGAAAGUUGACGAGGACGACUUAACGAGGCGCCUUGCAGAGCUUAAGGCCAGAGGCUGACAUAAUGGCAUGAGUAUAACAUCUUAUUACUGUGUGAUGUAUAUCAAAUUUACGCAUUUAGCAAUUAUGAGUUAUUGAGCUUGCUAUGAAUAUUCGAACGAUGUUACUUUUAUGUAUAUUUCAGUGAAUUCGCUUUCAAUGGUAAUUUCUUGUCUGUGCAAUUUCUCUA